CACACACACACGCACCAUGGACACUCUCUGGGUACUGCUGAUGUAUUCUUCGCUCUGUGUGUGUAUCUUAGGUCUUGUCAUCACCCAGUCUCCUGCUCACAUCACUGCACUGGCUGGAGAGGAGCUACACCUCACCUGCAAUUACCCUCGAGGACGAUAUGGACAAGGAGGAUAUGGAGAAGAAAAACUAGUCUGGAUGAAACAGAGCUCAGGAGAGAGGCCUGUGUCCAUAGCAUCCAUUUACUAUAGUAAACUGUUUUACGAAGAAGAAUUUGCAAUGACUGGACGGCAUAAAGUAGAGGGGGAUGGUAGAGCUGGUGUUUUCAACUUGAACAUCUCUAAAGCUCAGCCAUCAGACUCCUCCACGUACUACUGUGCUGUUAUUUUGCAUUAUGGAGUGGUGUUUGCAGCAGGAACUGUUGUGGACAUCAGAGAGAAGCAGCUGUACGUCACUGAGCAGCCAGACUCACUACCGUCCCCAUCUGGUGGUAACGGGACUCACGCCACUGAUGAAGAGAAGAAGCCACCUGUCACUGAGCAUCCAGACUCACCGUCUCCCCCCUCUGGUGAUAAUUGGAAUCACACACCUGAUGAAGGGAAGAAGUCACCCGUAACUGAGCAUCCAGACUCACCGUUGCCCCCAUCUGGUGAUAACAGGACUCACACACCUGAUGAAGGUGAUGGCUCUUGGCUCAUCGCUGUGUCAUCGGUGGCCAUCCUGCUGCUAGCGAUGAGUCUGAUGGUGAACGUGGCUCUCUGUCUGAGGAUCAGGAAGUCCUACUCACUAGUGGGCGGUUCUAGACAGGAACCAGGGUGGGCCAGGGCCCCUGUAGAUUUCCUCCUGGCCCCCGCUGAGGCCCCUGUGCUGAACAGCCAAUGACUUAAAAUUAAUUAGAAUUUCUAAAUGCAUGAUAUGACAUGAUAUGAUGUACCUUUUUGUGUAUUAUAUAUUCAUAUCAUUAAAACAUUUUAUCUCUUU
Molecule: messenger RNA, 979 nt
Organism: Engraulis encrasicolus (European anchovy)
Lineage: Eukaryota; Metazoa; Chordata; Actinopteri; Clupeiformes; Engraulidae
Exons: 6
Coding region: 17-880 (287 amino acids)
Biological process (GO): response to bacterium
Source: RefSeq, a predicted model, not a curated record